GCCUGAAAAUGCAGCAGUGAUGGUGUGGAUACAUGGGGGCGGCUACCACGUUGGAGCCCCUAAGGGGCACGCCAAUGAUACACUGUUCUUUGCUGCCAUGGGCGAUGUCAUCGUCGUCACCAUCAACUACCGUCUCGGUAUGCUCGGCUUUAUGACGACAGGGGAUGAUUCUAUGCCGGCUAACCUUGGUCUUCUAGAUCAACGUCAGGCAUUAUUAUGGGUACAGGAAAAUAUCGCUUCGUUCGGUGGAGAUCCGAGUCGUGUGACCAUUUUCGGUGUGAGUGCUGGAUCAGGUAGUGUCAACCUCCAUCUUCUAUCACCCAUGAGCGCUGGUCUCUUCUCUGGAGCUAUCAUGCAGAGCGGUGCCCUGACCUCGUGGACACACCAACCGGUUCAAACUAACAUUGAUAUGACCAAGGCUUUUGGAAAAGAAUUGGGUUGUGACGGCGCAACAUCAGUCGAACUUGUCAGUUGCCUACGAGGAAAACCAGUCGAAGAACUCAUAGAGCUCCAACAAAAUGCAACGACAAAUCUUGCACGCUACACGGUCUUCCCUGUACCCGAUGGUGAGUUCCUUCUAAAGGACCCCUUCUUGCUGGCAGCUGAAGGUUCCAUCAACCCGGCCAACGUUAUGGUCGGAUGUCUCUCCGAGGAAGGCAACAUGGCGGUGGUGCCCAUGUUCGGUAGGGACAGGGUGAACAAGGAAGCGUACGGUGUGUACAUGGCCAACAUCCUGCAGAUGCGAGAUCCGUUGAUCCAGGAUCUUGCCACUGUUGUCUUUGGUUCAGAUGAAAUGUUCAGUAGUCUUGAGCCAGAUUACAGAGAUGCCGCUGCAAACUUUCUCGGGGACAGUGUAUUCUUAUGUCCAACAUUCGAUUUCACUCAGCUCCUCGCUCAGGCUGGGAAGACUGUAUUUUCCUAUUUGAUGACGCACCGACCCAGUCACUCAGUCUGGGGCAAAAACAUGACCGGGCUCGGGCCAACUCAUGGCGAGGACGUUGCGUACGUUUUUGGCGCACCAUUCAUGUAUGAUAACGAUGCCGACGACGAAGAUCAAGACUGCUACCUAGUAGGCCGUUUCAACGUCGAGGAGGUUGAAGUGUCCAUACAGAUGAUGAAGUAUUGGUCAAAUUUCGGAAAGACCGGUGAUCCUAAUCUAUCUUCUACUGAGUCAGCUGUCGAGUCUGAAUUUCCAGUUUGGCCGAUCGAAGUACACCACCUUGAAUCCAAAGUUCAAAGAGCUCAACUCGCAGUUUGAGAAUCGAGCCGGGAACCCAUUCGCCAAGAGGUGCCACUUCCUGAAGAAUAUUCUGCCCAAUCUUUUGGGAAAUACAGCUGAAAUUGAGCGCCUGAAAUCCCUCUUGGAAGGUAGAGUCAACUAAGGAAGCUGUAACGAUCCUCAGUCCUGCCGAUAGUGUUCAAGGAACAAAAGCUUUUCUGCAAAUCUUACUGAUGUCUCUACGACAAAUACAUAUAGAGUUGCUGCAUUUAAAAUUAUAAACUGAAGCUAAAUAAAGUCGAAGAAACAUAUGGCGGUUAAAGCAUGCAAUGUAUACAUCAGUUUAUACUUUCUAAAGCUGAAAUAGACGGUUUGGAAUCAUUAAUAUUCUUAAUGUUAUAAGCUCCGUCACUGAUCGUAUUAUGAAAAGUUCUCGGGAUUAUGGUCAUAUAGAGAUUAAAAUAUAUUUGAUGGGUACUUUUUUAUCGAGGAGAAGAAUAUGUAGGGGUAAAUAUUUACUAGAAAUGAUAAGUAAAAAAAUACAAGCUUGCUAAAACAUUUUCUAGUGCAGUACGCUUUUUCAGGUUCAGAUGCUGGACCUAUACCGACAUGAUAUACAUCCUUUACCAUUAUAUUUUUAAAAGCAGGAAUCACGAUAGCUUGGACCAUAGCUAAGGCUAAGAGCACUUAUUUUCUAGGAAUAAAAUAUAUAGGGGGUAUUAAUCAUACCAUAAAAGAUAGAAUCUUGUACGCUUGUAACAUAGGUUAGGAGAAGAGCACUUAUUUUCAUUUUCAUGAUUUCACGAUAAUAAAUGAU
Messenger RNA from Strongylocentrotus purpuratus (purple sea urchin), 2036 nucleotides. RefSeq names its product cholinesterase 1-like. The transcript has 8 exons. The record is from RefSeq and is a predicted model, not a curated record. Gene Ontology annotation, cellular component: plasma membrane. Gene Ontology annotation, biological process: choline metabolic process; acetylcholine catabolic process. Gene Ontology annotation, molecular function: acetylcholinesterase activity. NCBI's taxonomy places the organism in Eukaryota, Metazoa, Echinodermata, Echinoidea, Camarodonta, Strongylocentrotidae. The coding region runs from base 20 to 1258 and encodes 412 amino acids.